CUAGCUGUCUUUGGGAGAGAGGACUAACAGACCUGAAACUCUCAAUUAUAAGUGGUGCUUUUGCAUCUUGUGUGAGUUCAGAGAAGAGUGAUUUAAGUCAGGGGCUUGGAGCCAGGAGGGUGGGAUGCAAGUAGGAUUCAAGUAAGUGGGCAUGGAUGAGUUUGUGAAUCACCAGUUAGGAAGUGGCAGAGGUUAGGGACAGAUGUAUCAGCACAGCUGAGGAACUCAUUUCAAAGGAGGAAUUGUAAGUUUGUGACUGGUUCACAGAUCGUUGAGUUGUGUGGUUGAUGCAAAUGCAGUCUCUUGGGCUCCAGGUGUGAUUGCCCAUGGGCUGCGGGGGAGGGGAGGUGCCCAGGAACAGCCGAGGUUGCUCUAGUACUGAUGGGACACACUUUGGGAAACAUUGGUAAAGGGUGGGUAAGGCAAAGCAGAUGAAUUUCCUUCCCAUGAUAAACAGAAAUUGGGGAAAAGGCAUCUAAACUCAACAGUCUUGUGAUUGUCUCUGUUACAGAAGAGCAGGUAGCAAGCAGGUAGCCCUAAGAAUGAAGGGACUUGGGAGUGACAGCUGGAUUAGCACCUCAGCUGGAGCCGGUGUUCCUGCAGUCUUCACCCCAGGUUCUUUCUUAUCCAGUCUCUGUCACAUCUGAAAACAUAACGAUGCUCAUAAAAUGAAGGUCCCAUUCAACCUGCAUGUGCAACAGCUAGUUUUAUACCAAAGAAAGCUCUGUUCUUCAGGCACUGUGGCUCUAAGUAGUUAUCCUUCAAUGACUUGUGAUUUGUCAGACUUGGUGAGCAAGAAAAUAUGGGUCCUAAGUAAAAAACAAAAAUAACUGUUAGGACUAUUUGAAUAACAGGUGAAAUCAUAGUGGCAAAUACAGUGGGUCAGUAAAUUCCUCACAUCUGAAAACCAUCAUAUCAAUUCUCACAGAGUUAACACUUAAUGGAAAUAUUCUUUACAGGUGAGCUUUGAAUUGCUACUUCUUGCCCCUGCCUCCACCUGCCAAAGCAGCCGGACUCAAUGGACAGUGCCAUGCAGGGCUCACUUAGGGAAUGGCCCAGUCUAUCCUUCCUCCUGCCUUCUUCCUUGGGCCACAACUUGCACCCACCCGAGUGAUCAUCACUUGCAAAUAAUUGUUCACUCUAACUUUCUUUAGCUCUCUCCCCCUUUUUUUGAGGCAUAAAUAUUUCCCACCUGAUCCCAUCAGGAAGACAAAAGAAACAGCUAGUUGGUCAGGUGCAGUGAUUCUCAAUCCUGGCUACACAUUAGAAUCAGCUGGUCAGGUUUGAAAAGCACCAGUGAAGUUUGGGCCCUAUCCCCAGAGAUCCUGUUUCACUACUUCCAGGCCUCAGAAUUUUUUAAGCUACCUAGGAGCUUCUCAUGGGCCGUGGGAUGGAAAGCUGCCCCAGGGAGGUUGAUAGGUAUAACAGUACUAGCAGGACACCUGUCUCAUGGAAAUGGAAGCCAAUCUGGGAUGGAAAUCGGUGUGUUUAAUGCCUUUUGCUCCUCAAGCCCCAAAUGUAGGACAGAUCCCCACGAAGUUCUCCCGUCUUCCUCUGUUAUGUAAGCCUGCCUUCUAUUAAGCAGCAGCUUUCAAAAUGAAAGAAGAGCUGCUUUUAUUUGCUUUAGGAUUUCUGUGGUAUUGUUUCCACUCUGCUCCAGUUGAGUGUGACUCGAACGUCCUCAUGAACUAGCUCUGGCUGUGCCUGAGUGGCCUUCGCCACGUAGUUUAGCCUCUCUGGGCCUCACUUUACGGUCAUUGCUGCAGAACCCUUUACAAGUGGAGGAUUUGGACCGUCACAUGGAACUGAUGGAGAUGCACUUUGGUCCAUGAACACAUACAGUAGCCUUUGUCUUGUGGUCUGAGGAGGCCCAAUGCUAGGCUUUUAGAAGGGUUUUGGAAGAAAAAAAAAUUUUUUUAAUGAAUACUUCUAUGGGAUAAACAACUUUGAAGUGUCUCUGUUCAUCCUUGCAAGAAAGUGAUGACCAGUAGGUACACUGUGAUAAUUCUCUAUGAAUUUUUUUUUUUUUUGAGUCAGUGGGAAAUUAGAUCUGAAAAUAAAAAGCUAUCAAUGGGCAGUUGAAGUCCUCAUUCAGCUAGACUUUUACCUCCUGUGUUUUAGUUCAUAAAAAUUUCCACAACAAGUGUAUUUUGUCAUCUUUUGCUUGAGAAUAUUUUGUGGUGUAAUGCUCAUUUUUGCAAAACUAUCAUGGACCCAAAUAUUGGCUGUGCAUUGAAAAAGGCCUUUGAACAGAGGAAUGCCAAAACAGGUUAGUAAAAGUUCAUGAUUUUUUUUGCUAAUCUAAAAUUGAUUCUGAAGAACAACAACAACAAAAACUCAAGGCAUAGUUUCUUUUCUGAGUCUGGUAGGUGACCUGGCUGUAGUUAUAAGUAACCUCGCAGACACCACUCAGAGUUGCUCCGGUCUCAUUGACCUUCCUUUUUCCUUUCUGUAAUUACUGCAGAAGGCCCUUAAAACCCAUGUAGGACCAAAUACAGAAUCUAAACUCUGUGAUCACAUCACCACAAAAACAGGCUGGAGGGACAGUCCUCCUCCUCUCAGGAAGCUGCCUCCCAUGGGACCUCUGCGACACUGUAAUUUAUAGUGGUGCCUUUGUAGUUUUAAACUCAGAAAGGACUUUUCACCCGCUGCCCUUACAGAAGUGGUUUUAUAAAUGGGUGGGGAAGAGGCCAGGGAGAAGGUGCAUGUGUACAUGACCUAUUAGAUUUAAUUUUAAGGGUGAACACAUGUCUGUGGGUCCUCUGGACAGAGGGUCUGAGAGCGGGCAUGCUGUGGGCUGUGAUGGGUAUUCUUUUAUAUUUAUCUGUCGGUUGUGGUUAGGACAGAUGAGAAGCCUGCCUUUUCUGCUGAGGUGUGCUUUAUGAAAAGAGCCUUGGCUAAAGGACACGCAGCAGCUGGGAGACGAUUCCCUUCAUGGCUGCCAGGGCCCUCUCCCUUUUAUGAGCCUAUCCUAGGACACCUCAGGUAUUUGAGCUAUGACUGCUCACCAGGUGGUGCUGUCCUGCAGUGAAUGCUUAGAUACUAUGCCAGUGAGGUCAGCAACCCCAGGUAGGAAAAACCUAGGGUGCUUAAAAGCUCUCUGAGCAUUUGCAAGCUGUCACUGAACGUGAGUUGAGGCCUUUAUUUUUGAGGAAACAUUAAGCAUUUGACAUGGAGGUGACCACCUGGUUCACGUAGGAUUCUCCUCUGCACUUGGCUCAAAUGAGACAGCUGACCCUGAAGUGGAAAAAGGCUGAACUCAUCCUCCGUAUUACUCUCUGGUUUCCUUCCAGAGAAAAGCUUCUGUGCUCCAUUCUCAUCUUUGAAGUCCUGGUGAGGAAGGCAGCAGGUCUUCUAGAGCUCCUCAUUAAACAGACUUCAGAGGAGGAAAGGCCUCCACCCAGCCUUGGCAUGCACAAACCUAUUAGCUUCCCGGUGCCCUGCCAAGGUGGUUUUGUCGGCCCAAGCAUGACUGCACAUGAUCCCAUUCUUUUUGGCAGUGUAGCCCAGCAGGAUUGACUUGGGCAGGAGCCUAGUUGGUGGUGUGUUUGAACAUGGAGAGCACCACUGAAAAAGAACGUUUUCCAGGAUAGGUGUUGCAGUAAAAAGGACAUUUCCCAGGGAGAUAGGGCCUGGGUCAGUCUCGGGAGCUCCUUGUUGGAAUCUUUUAAUCAGCAAGUGCAUAUGGAGCAUCUGCUUCUGCUUGUGAUGAGAGUGAGAGCAGGAGGGUGGUGGGUGAUGCCGCCAGGUAAGACCAGCCCUGGAGAGACUGGGAGGAGGGGAGCUCAGGCGGAAUGAAGCCAGUGCUGCAACUCAGGGGCCAGCCAGGUGUUCUGAGCUCACGGAAAGGGCUGGCGAGAUUCCAUGGGGGUAGCAUGGGCAUGCAGGUGAUAUUUGAGCUGUACCUGGAGGAUGACUAAUUUCCAGAGAGGGAGAGGGGGUUUCAGGUUGACUGAAGAGAGAAAGCAGAGGUCGAGGUUGAGUGGUGUGUUUGGGAAUGGUGAAUUUUGUAGAAACCUGGGACUCCUGAGAGGUGAGGCAGGAGAUACAGGAAGGAGGUGCUCAGGAGGACUUUAGCGUGCUCAGGAGGACUUUAUCACACUCAGGGUUUGAGAGAAGUUCUUGGCACGUUAUCUUAAAUCUUUAAAACAUUUCAUAGUGGACUGGGCUGUAAACCCAUUAGCAUAACAUAAAGAGAAAACCUGAGAUAGUGGCGAUAAACCGGAUGCAUUUAGUACCUUAAGAGCAGGGACUUUUCAGCCGUUGUCCUGCUUCAGCUUGGACAGUGGGCGUCUGAAAAAGGAAUGAAUUCUCUUGAUUUUGCCCAGCCAUUGGUCACUCUGCUUUUACUGGGCUUGACAGUAUGUAUAUGUGAUGUCUUUUUCUCCAUUUACUGCUGCUUUGGGAUUUUCAGGGAGGUCAGAGCUGGUGUUUAUAAACUGUGCUGCUUGUCUCAUAGGGUAAGAGUGCUGACAAGUUUCCUUUUUCCAAUUCUCUUGCCAGCUUUCUGUGGUCAGCUUGUUGGGAGGAGCGCAUGGGCACCCCUGAAUGAGGGAGACAAUCACACUCUGUUGCAAGCAAGUGGCAUGUGGGGUGAGGAGAGUUGAGUGAGACCAGGGACGUGCUCAUAGGGAAUCCAUGCUCUGACAGACCAGAAACAAGAGUGUUGAAAAUGUUAAAGGCUGUGCUGAAGAAAAGCCGAGAGGGAGGAAAGGGAGGCAAGAAGGAAGCAGGAGGUGACUUUGGUACUGAGACUUCUCCAGUCCUGCCCCUUGGCCACGGUGGUGACUCUCCUGUGAGCAGUCUUCCCGCAGAGGACACCUAUAGGGUGAGCCUGGCGAAAGGUGUCUCGAUGUCUCUGCCUUCAUCACCUUUGCUGCCUCGACAGUCUCACUUGGUGCAAUCAAGAGCAAACAAAAAAUCCCCAGGUCCCGUCAGGAAGCCCAAGUAUGUGGAAAGUCCCAGAGUGCCUGGAGAUGCAGUUAUAAUGCCGUUCAGAGAAGUAUCCAAGCCAACAGAGCCUGAUGAGCAUGAAGCAAAGGCCGAUAAUGAACCGAGCUGUUCACCGGCAGCUCAAGAACUGUUGACAAGGCUGGGAUUUUUACUGGGAGAAGGGAUCCCAAGUGCCACACACAUAACCAUUGAAGACAAAAAUGAAACCAUGUGCACAGCUCUGAGCCAAGGCAUCAGUCCUUGCUCCACACUAACAAGCAGCACCGCAUCUCCUAGCACCGAUAGCCCCUGCUCAACCUUGAAUAGCUGUGUCAGCAAGACGGCAGCCAACAAAAGUCCCUGUGAGACCAUUAGCAGCCCUAGUUCCACCCUGGAAAGCAAGGACAGUGGAAUUAUAGCCACGAUUACAAGUUCAUCCGAAAAUGAUGACCGGAGUGGCUCCAGUUUGGAAUGGAAUAAAGACGGAAGCCUAAGAUUAGGGGUUCAGAAAGGUGUGCUUCAUGACCGCAGGGCAGAUAACUGCUCCCCAGUGGCAGAAGAGGAGACCACCGCCUCAGCAGAGAGCACGCUGCCCAAAGCAGAAUCCUCAGCUGGAGAUGGCCCGGUCCCUUACUCUCAGGGCUCCAGCUCACUAAUAAUGCCACGGCCCAACUCAGUUGCAGCCACAAGCUCAACCAAAUUGGAAGAUCUGAGUUAUUUAGACGGGCAGAGAAAUGCUCCUCUCCGGACAUCAAUUAGAUUACCAUGGCACAAUACAGCUGGAGGUAGGGCACAGGAAGUUAAAGCACGAUUUGCUCCCUACAAGCCACAAGACAUUUUGUUGAAACCAUUGUUGUUUGAAGUACCAAGCAUAACAACAGACUCUGUGUUUGUGGGAAGGGAUUGGCUCUUUCACCAAAUAGAAGAAAACUUGAGGAACACAGAACUGGCAGAAAACAGAGGCGCGGUGGUGGUUGGCAAUGUGGGAUUUGGGAAGACAGCGAUCAUUUCCAAGUUGGUGGCGUUGAGUUGCCACGGAAGCCGCAUGAGGCAGAUUGCUUCCAACAGCCCUGGUUCAUCACCUAAAACCUCUGACCCCACUCAGGAUCUUCCUUUCACCCCGUUGCUUUCACCGAGUUCUUCCACAAGUGCUUCCAGCUCAGCUAAAAUACCUCUCGGGUCUGGCAGUGCUGAAAACCAGAGACCAAGAGAGGAUGCAGUGAAAUAUCUUGCUUCUAAGGUGGUGGCCUACCAUUACUGCCAGGCUGACAACACGUACACUUGCCUAGUGCCGGAGUUUGUGCACAGCAUUGCAGCUUUGCUCUGCCGGUCCCAUCAGCUAGCCGCCUACAGAGACCUUCUGAUAAAGGAGCCCCAGCUACAGAGCAUGCUGAGCCUCCGAUCCUGUGUGCAGGACCCGGUGGCAGCUUUCAAGAGGGGAGUGCUGGAGCCGCUGACAAACCUGAGAAAUGAGCAGAAAAUUCCUGAAGAAGAAUACAUUAUUUUGAUAGAUGGCUUAAAUGAAGCUGAGUUUCAUAAACCUGAUUAUGGAGAUACACUUUCUUCAUUUAUUACCAAAAUUAUUUCUAAAUUUCCUGCCUGGUUAAAGUUGAUUGUGACUGUAAGAGCAAAUUUUCAGGAAAUCAUAAGUGCGCUGCCAUUUGUCAAGCUUUCCUUAGAUGACUUCCCAGACAACAAAGACAUUCACAGCGACCUGCACGCCUACGUCCAGCACAGGAUGCACAGCAGUCAGGACAUCCUCAGCAACAUCUCCCUGAAUGGCAAGGCCGAUGCCACACUCAUUGGAAAAGUGAGCAGCCACCUGGUGCUGCGGAGCCUCGGCUCCUACCUGUACCUCAAGCUCACCCUGGACCUCUUCCAGAGGGGCCACUUGGUCAUUAAGAGCGCCAGCUACAAGGUGGUGCCCGUGUCUCUCUCUGAGCUCUAUUUGCUACAGUGCAACAUGAAGUUCAUCACCCAGUCUGCCUUUGAGAGGGCACUUCCGAUUCUCAACGUGGCCCUUGCAUCCCUCCACCCCAUGACAGACGAGCAGAUCUUUCAGGCUAUUAAUGCCGGCCACAUCCAGGGGGAUCAGGGAUGGGAAGACUUUCAGCAGAGGAUGGAGGCCCUCUCCUGCUUCCUCAUUAAGAGGCGAGACAAAACCCGCAUGUUCUGCCACCCAUCCUUCAGGGAGUGGCUUGUUUGGCGAGCAGACGGGGAAAACACAGCCUUCCUAUGUGAGCCCAGGAACGGGCACGCUCUCCUGGCAUUCAUGUUCUCGCGUCAGGAGGGCAAGUUGAACCGCCAGCAGACCAUGGAGCUCGGCCACCACAUCCUGAAGGCACAUAUUUUCAAGGGCCUCAGUAAGAAGACGGGAAUUUCUUCAAGCCAUCUCCAAGCACUGUGGAUCGGCUACAGCACCGAGGGACUGUCUGCUGCCCUGGCCUCUCUCAGGAAUCUCUAUACUCCCAAUGUGAAGGUGAGCCGUCUCCUGAUUUUGGGAGGGGCCAAUGUGAACUACAGGACAGAAGUGUUAAAUAAUGCCCCAAUCCUGUGCGUCCAGUCUCACCUUGGCCACGAGGAAGUUGUCACUCUGCUCCUGGAAUUCGGUGCCUGCCUGAACGGAACGUCGGAGAACGGCAUGACUGCCCUCUGUUACGCAGCAGCCGCCGGCCACAUGAAGCUGGUGUGUCUGCUGACCAAGAAGGGAGCGAGGGUGGACCACUUGGAUAAGAAGGGCCAGUGCGCGCUUGUCCACAGUGCUCUACGGGGCCAUGGUGACAUUCUCCAGUACCUGCUGACCUGUGAGUGGUCGCCAGGUCCUCCCCAGCCAGGCGCCCUGAGGAAGAGCCACGCCCUGCAGCAGGCACUGACCGCAGCUGCCAGCAUGGGUCACAGCUCGGUGGUCCAGUGCUUGCUGGGGAUGGAGAAGGAACAUGAAGUAGAAGUCAAUGGCACCGACACGUUGUGGGGAGAAACAGAUGAUGUAACCCCUGCGACUCAGUUACCUCAACUCAGUGACAUGGACAUCAUAAUGACAUCUGGUUCAAAAGCCCUGACUGCUGCCGCAGGAAGAGGGAAGCUGGAGAUCUGUGAGCUGCUGCUGGGGCAUGGAGCUGCUGUGUCACGGACAAACAGGAGAGGAGUCCCACCUUUGUUUUGUGCAGCACGUCAGGGGCAUUGGCAGAUUGUUAGACUGCUGUUGGAACGCGGCUGUGACGUGAACCUAAGUGACAAGCAAGGCCGGACGCCCCUCAUGGUGGCUGCUUGUGAAGGGCACUUGAACACCGUGGAAUUCCUUCUUUCAAAAGGUGCUGUCCUUUCUUCUCUAGACAAAGAGGGUCUGUCAGCAUUAAGCUGGGCUUGUUUGAAAGGUCACAGGGCAGUGGUCCAGUAUCUGGUUGAAGAAGGAGCUGCGAUAGACCAGACAGACAAGAAUGGCCGCACACCCCUGGACCUGGCCGCCUUCUAUGGUGAUGCUGAGACAGUGCUGUACCUGGUGGAGAAGGGAGCCGUGAUCGAGCAUGUGGACCACAGUGGGAUGCGGCCCUUGGACAGAGCCAUCGGCUGCCGGAACACAUCCGUGGUCGUGGCGCUACUCAGAAAGGGAGCCAAAUUAGGAAAUGCUGCUUGGGCGAUGGCCACUUCCAAACCUGAUAUCUUGAUUAUACUUUUACAGAAAUUAAUGGAGGAAGGAAAUGUGAUGUACAAAAAAGGGAAGAUGAAAGAGGCAGCCCAGAGGUACCAGUAUGCCUUAAGGAAGUUUCCUCGAGAAGGAGUCGGAGAGGACAUGAGACCCUUCAACGAAUUAAGGGUUUCCCUCUAUCUCAGUUUGUCUCGAUGCCGAAGAAAAACAAACGACUUUGGCAUGGCAGAGGAAUUUGCUUCCAAGGCUCUCGAAUUGAAGCCCAAGUCCUAUGAAGCCUUUUAUGCCAGAGCAAGAGCAAAGAGAAACAGCAGGCAAUUUGUGGCAGCUCUGGCUGACCUGCAGGAGGCUGUGAAACUCUGUCCCAACAAUCAGGAAAUCAAGAGGCUUCUGGCCCGCGUAGAAGAGGAGUGCAAGCAACUCCAGAGGAGUCAACAGCAGAAACAGCAGGGCCCGCCACCAGCUCCACCCAAUGACUCCGAGAAUGAAGAGGACGCCCCGACCCCUGGGUUAAGUGACCACUUUCACCCUGAGGAGAUUGAAGAGGAAGAAACUUCUCCCCAGGAAGAAUCCAUUUCCCUGACUCCCAGAUCCCAGCCAUCCUCAUCGGUCCCUUCUUCAUACAUCCGAAACCUUCAAGAAGGGUUACAGUCCAAAGGAAGGUCUGUAUCGCCACAGAGCAGGGCAGGAAUUGGCAAGCUCCUAAGAGAACCUGUGGCCCAGCCUGGGCUGGUCCUGCAACCCUCCAAACAGGCCCAGAUCGUGAAAACCAGCCAGCACCUGGGCUCUGGCCAGCCUGCUGCGAGAAAUGGCAGCAUCAAAGUUCACAUCUCUUCUCAGAACCCUCCUCCGAGUCCCAUGCCAGGGAGAAUUGCUGCCGCUCCUGCUGGGAGCAGAAUCCCGCAUUUGGAGGGAGCAGGUACUUUCACUACAGGAGCUGGUUGUGGCCACUUUGGGGAUCGGCCAGGCCCCAGCCAGAAUGUCCGCCUGCAGCGCGGUGAGAGUGUCCCUGCACACCCUUUACCAGGUAAGACAAAAACCACAGAGAGGCUUCUGUCUCAUGCCUCCGCGGCUGUGGAUGCAGCUGCUCCAAACCAAGGUGGGCUGGCGACCUGCAGUGACAUGCGACACCCGGCUUCCCUUACCAGCUCAGGCUCUUCUGGUUCUCCAUCCAGCAGCAUAAAGAUGUCAAGUUCAACCAGUAGUUUGACUUCGAGCAGCAGUUUUUCAGAUGGCUUCAAGGUCCAAGGACCAGAUACUCGAAUUAAAGACAAGGUUGUAACCCACGUUCAGAGCAGUACAGCGGAGCACAGACCCCGCAACACGCCGUUCAUGGGCAUCAUGGAUAAGACUGCAAGGUUCCAACAGCAGAGCAAUCCUCCAGGCCGCGCAUGGCACUGUCCGGCGGCAGAGGGGCUGCUGACAAACACGUCUUCUGCAGCUGGCCUGCAGUCUGCUAACACUGAAAAGACAUCUCUCAUGCAAGUGGGAGGAUAUAAUAAUCAAGCCAAAACAAGUGUCCACAAUGGGGCACAGGUGAAGGAGCUAGAAGAAAACAAGUGCCAAAUUCCAGUCCACUGUCAAGAGAACAGGAUAACUAAGACUGUUUCUCAUCUGUACCAGGAAAGUAUCUCCAAACAGCAGCCUCAUAUCAGUAAUGAAGCCCACAGGAGCCACCUCACUGCAGCAAAACCAAAGCGAUCGUUCAUAGAGUCAAAUGUGUGAGCCUUAAGAAAGCCCCAUUUGUGGAAUUUGGAAAAGUGUGUUGUUGACUCCUGGUGGUAAAUUAAAUAGUUUUUUCAUCAGAAAAGUUUUUUAGCCAUUUUCUUUUUCCUUGGGGGUGGAUCUGAUGCCACUGAUAUAUCUAAAACGUGGGAUAACACUUCUUUAAUAGCUAGAAGUUACAAUAAAUAAGAAUGCUAAGCAGAACUGAAAACUAUAUCAAGUUAAAAU
Messenger RNA from Sapajus apella (tufted capuchin), 10531 nucleotides. It is a transcript of the gene TANC1, whose product is annotated as tetratricopeptide repeat, ankyrin repeat and coiled-coil containing 1. Gene Ontology annotation, biological process: regulation of postsynapse organization. The transcript has 27 exons. The record is from RefSeq and is a predicted model, not a curated record. Gene Ontology annotation, molecular function: protein binding. Gene Ontology annotation, cellular component: glutamatergic synapse. Bases 4673 to 10303 code for a protein of 1876 amino acids. Lineage: Eukaryota; Metazoa; Chordata; Mammalia; Primates; Cebidae.